GGGGUUGAGUCGUUGGUGGUAACCUCAAGUAGGUCACGUGCUUACCUUCUUCCCCAAAACAUAAUUAGAUGAACUGAUGAGUCUAUAUAAGUAACUAAAUGUUUCUCCAAUGCCCAUACACCUAAUUCCCAUAGCUAUAAUUUCCCUUCUUCCCACCAUUUUUGUUAUUAGCUGACAGCUGUUGUCUAUCCCUCAGAGAUGGCGAAGACGACGGCCUGCGUGGUGGGAGGCUCCGGCUUCGUGGCUUCUAUACUUGUCAAGCUGCUGCUUCAGAAAGGCUAUGCCGUCAACACCACUGUCAGGGACCCUGACAAUCAAGACAAAGUUUCUCACCUCCUAGCACUGCAGGAGUUGGGCGAGUUGAAAAUUUUUCAAGCAGAUUUAACUGAUGAAAGGAGCUUUGAUGCUGCUAUAGCAGGUUGUGAGUUUGUCUUCCAUGUUGCAACGCCAGUCAACUUUGCUUCUGAAGAUCCAGAGAAUGACAUGAUCAAGCCAGCAAUCGAAGGAGUACUGAAUGUUUUAAAAGCCUGUUUGAAAGCAAAAACAGUUAAACGUGUCAUUUUGACAUCAUCCGCUGCUGCUGUGUCCAUCAAUAAGCUUAAUGGGACAGGUCUAGUCAUGGACGAAGGGAAUUGGACUGAUGUUGAGUUCCUCAGUUCCGAGAAGCCGCCCACUUGGGGCUACCCUGCAUCAAAGACACUGGCUGAGAAGGCAGCCUGGAAAUUUGCUGCAGAAAAUAACAUUGAUCUCAUUACUGUCAUUCCUUCACUCAUGGCUGGCCCUUCUAUUACUUCUAACAUUCCCAGCAGUAUUGGUCUUGCUAUGGCCUUGAUCACAGGGAAUGAAUUCCUCAUAAAUGGUAUGAAGGGUAUGCAGAUGCUGUCAGGUUCAAUCUCUAUAUCACAUGUCGAGGAUGUUUGCCGAGCUCACAUAUUUGUUGCUGAGAAAGAAUCAGCAUCUGGUCGAUAUAUUUGCUCUGCUGUGAAUACCAGUGUCCCCGAGCUUGCAAAGUGCCUGAGCAAAAGAUAUCCUCAGUAUAGAGUGCCUAUUGAUUUUGGGGAUUUCCCCUCCAAGGCCAAGUUAAUUAUCUCCUCGGAGAAGCUUAUCAAAGAGGGGUUCAGUUUUAAAUAUGGAAUUGAAGAAAUCUAUGAUCAAACUGUGGAGUACUUCAAGGCUAAGGGAUUGUUGCAGAACUGAAGUGUAAAUUUUCUAUUUCUGCUGCUGCAAAAUGGAAUGCCAGAGCAUGGUUGGCACUUACUGUUUUAAUUGCUCUAAGCAAUUUAUUAAAUAAUAUCUUUGUUUUUCUGGGAUUGCA
Molecule: messenger RNA, 1315 nt
Organism: Malania oleifera
Lineage: Eukaryota; Viridiplantae; Streptophyta; Magnoliopsida; Santalales; Ximeniaceae
Product: anthocyanidin reductase ((2S)-flavan-3-ol-forming)
Exons: 6
Coding region: 199-1197 (332 amino acids)
Molecular function (GO): anthocyanidin reductase activity; oxidoreductase activity, acting on the CH-OH group of donors, NAD or NADP as acceptor
Source: RefSeq, a predicted model, not a curated record